GUUUAGAAUGACGUAGAGGAACUUGAUGCUACAAUCACACAGCUCUUUAGCCGGCUACCCCCUUUUGCCGAGAAGGGAGCCAUUGGGAAUAGGCACGUUGCCCCCCACCUGGUCUAUUUGGGUGGAUUUAUGUGACAUUCUAGAGGCAGAAGCAUCUAGUUUUCCAAAACUAUGGACUUUCUAGAAUUGCGGGAGGUCAGAAUUGGUAUGAAGAAAGAAAUACUUGAUUCACCACUUUCUGCAGCUCUCCUUGACGACAGAUUUCUAAACUAAGUUUCUGGACAACAACAUUCGAGUUCAAGGUCUUCAGGAUUUCAGCAAGGCAAAGAAAACAAAGGGUCAAAACAUACAAUAACAGGCAAUCAUAUUGAAAAAGAAAAUAGUCUGAUAUUAUUGUGAUUAUAUCCUUGUGACAUAUUAGAAAUCAAAAACAAAAACAUGGCUUUGAUGCCCAUAAAAUUUGACUUGGCCAAGCGAGUCAAGCUGGCCCAAGGACUGUGGCUCCUGUACUGGGUCACCGUGAUGGCCGGGAUCCUCAUCUUCAGCAUGGGGAUCUUCUUCAAGAUUGAGCUACGCAAGAGGAGUGAGAUGAUGGAUAACAACGAGAGCCAUUUUGUGCCCAACCUACUCAUCCUGGUGGGACUGGCGGCCUGUGGUGUCAACGCUUUUGGGGGCAAAGUGUGCCAUGACUCCCUCGACUCUGUCAAGUUCACCAAAUGGAAACCCAUGUUGAAGACCUACAUGAGCGGAUGUGUGGUUUUCUGUUUCACCCUCUUCAUCACAGCUUUGUUGUGUUUCUUGAUGCAGAUCUCUCUGCACUUUGCCCUGGCCGAAGGCCUUAAGAAUGGAUUGAAGUACUACAAAGACACCGACACGCCAGGACGAUGCUUCAUGAAGAGAACCCUGGAUAUGACCCAGAUUGAGUUCCGCUGCUGUGGUAACAACAACUACAAGGACUGGUUCGAGAUCCAGUGGAUUAGCAACCGCUACCUUGAUUUCAGCAAUGAUGAGGUUAAAGAUCGUGUUCAGAGCAACGUGGAAGGAAAAUACCUGAUGGAAAGCGUUCCCUUCAGUUGCUGCAACCCCAGCUCUCCUCGCCCCUGUAUUCAGCAUCACCUGACCAACAACUCAGCUCACUACAGCUACGACCACCACACUGAGGAUCUAAACAUCUGGACCAGAGGUUGCCGUGAGGCUCUAGUGUCCUACUAUGGGGGCAUGAUGAACAGUAUUGGUGCUUUUGUGCUGCUAUUCAUUAUUAUGGAGGUUGCUGUGACUGUUGGACUGCAGUACUUGAGCUCUUCCCUUGAAACCCUUGCAGAUCCAGAGAAUCCAGAGAGUGAGAGUGAGGGCUGGUUGUUGGAAAAGAGUGUGAAGGAGACGGUUUCUAGCAUCAUGGCAAAGAUCAAGUCAUUGGGUAAAGGCAACCAGGUACAGGAGGGAGAGGCACAGGCAACAGAAAGCUGAGAAAGCCACGCCCCCUACUGCCUCAUUGGGAGUGAGGCCACUCCCAUUUUAGGGAGAAAUUAAAAAAAUAUAUAUUCUCCCUUGAAGAUAUUUGUAUGUAUGUUCACAUAAGAUCAAGCAUACACAAAUACAUAUUCUACAGCAAAUGUUUUAAUGAGAUUCCAAUUGAUAUGAAUGUACAAUAUGUCCACACGACUAUGUAAAUAUAAUUUCUGAGUUUUAUUUUUUAAAAUGCAAUAUUUUAAGGUAAGAUUCUGAUUUUAGCAUCUAACCAUACACACAGGCCUCACAGUCAAGAAUGUUUGUAGUGGUUUGACUAAAAGUUUGACCCAUAUAUUUCUAGUUUAUUUUUCGGUUGAGCGGAUGUUUAACCCGACAGCCUCACACAUCCAUUUACAUACUACUAGUUUUCUUAUAUUUUACCAUAAAGCACUAUGGGACACUAUAAAAAAAAAAUUAGGAAAAAUAAAAUCUGAAUUUACUUCUCUUGAAGAGGUCACACGGCAGCUUUCAACUGGCAGCUGAGGAAAAUGUGUUUUUGUAAGUGUCCAGUCACCUCCCAGACCUUAAAGUGAUGAAAACCUUGUUUUUUACCCAAUGCUGCCUUUAACAGGCCUUAGGUUGUCUGACUAUUGUCAAAAGCACAAACUUUGAUGGAGAUCUACUGGACCCUGUAAUAAUGGGGGAACAUUUCUGUAACAACAAAACAUUUGUAUUCACCAAGUUCACCAUUAAUGUGUGUCUUUCUCGGGUUAAAUAUCUGCCUCACAAGUUGAAGAAAUAUGAAACCAGGGUUUCUGCCUCAACACUUUGCACUGUUAAAGUGUUCGGUAUGGUUUUGAGAUGGUUAGAGUUGUUCCCACAAUUUGUGACCACAACAAAUUUUCAUUACCUUUUCAGUCAAUCAUAAUUACUGGAUUCAUUUUUAUAGAGAUUGCACUCACAAAGAGCAAUUUUUAGCCGAUAAAAUAUUUUUGAGCUUAGCAUUAUUAGAAAAAAUUUAUAUUAAUAAUAUAACUUCCCAAGACUUUAGAUUUUUCAGGCCUGGAAAUCUCCUGAAAUUUCCUGAUAUUUCCAGGUUUUCCAUGACCAUGGGAACCCCCCUACAGAGUACCACCUUAUAAAAUAAUUUAGUUUUGUGGUCAAUUGUGUUUGUUUGUUGUUUUCUAAGUCUUAACUAAGUCAGACAACCCAAUCAGGUGUAAUUUGUUUUCUUAUUUUUGUGUGCAUUUAUUAUUUUGACAGGUACCUAUUUCUGUACAUUUGACUUUGCAGUAAUGUCAGUCUUUGUGGAUUGAGUGGAUCAUGUAGGCAACUCCAUUUUCUGAGAUAAAGAUAUUCAGUGUUAUUCUGUUUUAUUUCGUUGUUCUUUUUAUUAUUUUUUAAUGCAUACCAAGCUCCAAAAGAAUUCUUGAAAAGAAGCAGCACUGUGUUUCAGUUUAACCGGUAUUUUCAGAGUUAGAUGACUUAAAUAUGAGGGGUAAUGGCUGUGAAGCUGGUCAGAGGUAAGAGGUGUUUGGACAUUUGCAGCCCAGCGGGACACAGCUUUACCUGAUUGGAUGAGGAGGAAAUAAAUUUCUCUAAGUGAGGCUUUUGUCCAGGUUGGAACAAACAGCUAACCGUCCAUCCUCAGAAUACCUUUGGGUAGUUGAUAAAUAACAUUGACAUUAACAUCUUUUAAUAACUUUUCAUUAAAUAUACUAAAAUGUAUAGAAAGUGCUGUGACUGGUCCUGCAGUGUGACAAAUUAAUUUAAAGAAAAUAAAAAACUACAAUUUGUUGCACACUGAAUUGUGAUUAUCAUAACAAAUAUCAAAGUUUUUUUUACAGAAAUCAUAGUUACAUUCAUUGAUCUAAUCAUGAUAAUGAGGAACCGUCUAUGGUUUUUACCUGUUAUGAUCUUAAUACAAAUAUCAAAGUUACACUGUGGUCAUCAUGCAAUAACUAUAGUACUAUAGUAUAAGACCUUGGCAUUGGGGUUAGCAGGUUGAACAUAAUAGUGAGUGCUGAAUAGUGCUAGACAUCUGUCAUCUGGAAUUUUCUCCAGCCCUGAAGUUUAUGAACAGUGACUGGUGGAUAAGAACAGCUAAUCAGCUUUGUGGAGCAGCUUACGUCCUCAGGUGAAGCUCUGGGACAGGUGUGUCUCACACAGAGACAGGACACAAGCACACUGGAUGGCUCCAGGAACUGUCUAUGGAAGGUAACCCCAAUCUCUUACUGCACAUGAAGCUGUGCAGUAAGAGCUGUGCAGUAACAAAAUGCAACUGGAAGCAUUUGUAAAACGUUAUUUAUAUACACCUCAUUUAUGUAGAACUAUAAUUAAAUAUUCUGACAGUGUGUGACUGACAACAAUCUUGUGUUGUUUCCCUCACCCGUGGUAAAAAUUACAGGCAUGCAUUUCACGAUGUCUUAUUAGGAAUUGUCUUUAUAUAUUAGAUUACUUUGAGGAGUUCCAUGUCCACAGUGAGCUCGCUGGACACCAGGAGGCUGGACAAUGGCUUUCACUCUGGAUGUAAUCCUCUUUAGUCUAGCGUUCAUGGAUGAAUGAGAGAUUUGGACUAAACUAGGACACACCCGAGAAGAGCUGUAGCCAGUGAAAUGGGUUAUUUACUAUUAACUGGGUCAAAUAUUCACCUACAUAAGCUUAGAUGCUUUUGAACAUACCAGCAUUUCAAGCCCAAUUACCAGUGUGUGCAGGGGUGGGCCCAGCUAACAAAAAUGUAAACUGUCAUCAUAUACACACCCUUGUGUUGUUCUGAACCUGUAUGAAUUUUUUGUUCUGUGAAAUGCAAAAGGAGAUAGAAGGCAGAAGGGACAGAAAUUCUCAUUCACCAUUCACUUUCAUUGCAUCAUUUUUUCUAUAAAAAUGAAUGGUGACUGAGACUGAAUAUUUCAAUAUCUUCCACUAAAGAAAGACAUUCAGGUUUGGAACAUACCGAGCCCCUCUGAGAGGGAGGGAUAUCCAGCAGGUCCGAGAACAUUAUUUUUUGAGCAUCUCAGAGGCAGGUAAAUUUGAGUGUCGUCUGCAUAACAAUGGAAGGACACACCAUGUUUCCAUGUUGGCAGUAUUGUGAGAAGUCCACUGACAUUGUGGUAAAUGUUCCUAACUUUUACAUGUUAUUUUCAUGAAAGAUACAUGCUGUAAAAUUGACAAUAAAAGCAGUAUUUUUAAGAGGGGAAAAAACAUAUGUUUUUAUAAAUUAAUUUGUUAGGUAUUUUUAUGCUCUUGUUCUUUUAAGGGUUUAUGAUCAGCAUGCUUAGUAAUUUUUUCUGGAGUAAUUCAUGUGCAUCAGUAAGUGUACAGUCAACAUUUAUUUUCAUUGACAUCUGUGUUUUAGUCUGCACCGUGUACACGCCAUCCAUGCAUUUACAAACCCUCUCUGGUUAGAUACAAAAGCUUGCAAAGGUGAAAAAUUGUAAUCAGUGUUACACUAUGAGAAAGUCUUUACCAUUUAGUGAUGCUCUGGCUCAGUUGAGGAGUUUCUCCCUAAAGGUAAAAGGCACUGCAUGUUUCUUUCUGAAAUGAAGAAAUACAUACAACUGAUAUUAAACAGUAUUAUUAAGCAGUACUACUACUACUAUAUCACCAUCAAGUUCGUAUUUAAGCAUUUAGU
Messenger RNA from Myxocyprinus asiaticus (Chinese sucker), 5080 nucleotides. RefSeq names its product peripherin 2b (retinal degeneration, slow) (gene prph2b). Gene Ontology annotation, biological process: visual perception. The coding region runs from base 439 to 1467 and encodes 342 amino acids. The record is from RefSeq and is a predicted model, not a curated record. Gene Ontology annotation, cellular component: membrane. The transcript has 3 exons. Lineage: Eukaryota; Metazoa; Chordata; Actinopteri; Cypriniformes; Catostomidae.